GGCUGCAUCGCCCCGCCCGGCGGCUGGCUACCCGUCCGCUCUUGUUCAACCUCAUAAGCCAAGUUGCCAUUGACCGGUCGUCUCGAGGCGCUGCCAGCCUCUUGUCCGUCGCCCAACCCCUUUUUGGUCCCCUAGGCAUGGCCGGCGUGCAGGCAAUUGAUGCCUUGGACGCCUCGGGGCAGCGGGCUUGAACCGGAGGAACAUCCGCAUCCCCAUCCUCAUCCCACACCAACGCCGCUUGGUCUUCCCCGUCCCGUGUCCGCACGUGUCCAUGUGGCAGGAACCACAGGCAAGCGCAGCUUACUCAACCAGCCCCGCGGGCUCGCGGUCAACGCCAGUCUGAGACGGCCUCCUCCGCGGAACAAGAUGGAUGGCCUUCCCAUCACGCCUGCCACCCAGUCCUCCCAAGCGCCCCCGCCGUCCUUGAACUCGCUGGUCUCGUCGGCCUCGAGCCUCAGGAAGGAGCGGGGAGCCAUCGCAGCCCAGGCCUGCGACACUUGCCGGAGCCGUAAGCAGAGAUGCGACGAGCAGCGCCCCAAGUGCGGCACAUGCCAAAAGUUUCGCCUCGAGUGCAACUACCGGGAACCUCAGCCAACCAAAAAAGACAGGACGCUAGUCGAGAUACUCGACCGAAUCAAGAAUUUGGAGGGCAAAAUUGACAACUUGAGCCGCCGCGGGGCAGGUCCGCCGUCAACGCCGGCCUACUCCGCCCAGCCGAACUCGCUGCCCUCCCCACUCCCCGCUGCUCCGGCCAUCGCGAGCGCGUCUGCUGCCCCAAACUCAGCAUUCCAGUUCUCAGACACGUCCAGCGUCGCAACGGGAAGCGAUAAUUACUACCAAUAUGUCCCUUCCGUUCAUCAGAUGCUCAAAUGGCCGGCCAUACGACAGCUUUUCGCUUCGGUACAGCCCAAGCUACCGAACAUCGACCUGUCUUCGCUUGAGCGAGAGGGGCCGGCCAGCAUCGUCGCUCUUCGCCGCUCCACAACGCAAGGCUUGCUGACAGACACUUCCGUUCCCGCCGGACGAGGCUCUGGCAUCGGCCUUCAUAACCCGAUGAAUGCCCAGGCGCCGCUGAAUCUUUCGAAUCCGAACUGGGAAGCUAUGCAGAAGCUGAGCAAGGCCUACUUCGACACCUUCAACCUUCUCUGUCCCAUUCUCAACCGCCAGUCCUUCAUGUCCGACACGUUGCCUGCCCUGUUCAACAACGGCUUCAAUCAAGAUAUAACGGCAACUGUCGCGCUUCUUGUCUUCGCCUUGGGGGAGGUCGCCAUCGCAGGAGUCGAAGGACUUCCCGUUCAUGCCUACAACGGCCGCUCGAGCGGCAUAAGGGGGGGCAGCAAGGACCGACCUCCGGGUUUGGAAUUGUUCAACGAAGCGAGGCGGCGCAUGGGUUUUCACUUGACAGAGUGCAGCCUCGAGAAUGUCCAGAUCUUUGAGCUUGCGAGCAUCUACUACGGAACCUGCUUCUAUCCCCUGGCUUUCUGGAGGAUGACUACUUCCGCAUCUAUGGCCUGCCAGGCGCUCAUUACGAGCCAUCCUGGCGUGUUGUCCUCGGGGCAGGCCGAUCUAACGCGGCGCGCAUUUUGGCACUGUUCGAUCAUGGAAAGCGGCCUGAAUCUUGAGCUUGGAUUUCCUCUCACGGGGUUGGACAAGAUGGAAUCUGUUGUUGGCCUGCCCGACUUCAGCGCCCCGUUCUCCGACGAAGACUACAUCAGCAACCAAGAGUCGCAUUUCCAGGAGCAUUUUGCUUCCCAAAUCGUUCUCCGGCGACUCUUGGUGGACUUCCACGGCGUCUUGAGUCAAACAUCCUCGUCGAUCGGGCCGACAUCUGGGCCGUUCAGCCCAGUAGCGGCCUAUUCUGGGGUCAAUCAGGUCACAAUACGCCAGCUUGCGCUGCAACUCGAACAAUGGCGCGGCAUGCUCCCUGCUCACCUGCGAUGGCACGAGGACUCGCUGGAGUCCUUCCCAAACUCUGGCGAGGAGGUGUGCAACACGGCGCUCUUCACCCCGGCAGCCACGCCCGUGUCGCCCGCUAUCCCUACGGCGCAGCCCGCCCCCGCCUCCGCCGUGACCGCCCGGUUCAUGUUCACCACCGACCUCGACGCACCGCCGCCACGAUACCCCUACGUCCUCGACAUCCAAGCCGCCCUCCUGCGCUCGCGGUACUACUACACCAAGUACCUGAUCCACCGCCCGUUCUUGUACAAGGCGCUGCAGCACCCGGACGCCGUGGGAAACGACGACGCGGUCGGCGCGGCCGAGUGCCUCAAGGCGUGCCUCAAGUGGCCUGUAGCCAUGUCGCCCACCUGCCGACACAAGCGACUUGUGCCGUGCAGCUUCUUCUUCACGCAGAACUUCUUCGGCAUCCUCGUCCUGCUGCACCUCAGCACCACUGUGCCGAUCCUGCGCCGAAUCCGCAGCACACUUUGCGGCGAGCGCUUUGAGAUCGAUGCGGCCGAGACGGUCGGGUUGUACUUGGACUGGCUGCGUGAUCUGCAUGUUGUCGACGCCAGCACCCAGUGGCAUUGGGAGAUUAUCAAGGCGAUCUACGGGCUGGACAACUAAGUGGCGGAACUGUUCUUGGUGUGUUUUGUCUCAGCAUAAAGAGGAUAUGUGGGAUGAGAAUGUGGGAUAGAUCAAGGAACUUGGAGGGGUUGGAGAGAACCCUUGUAGCGUAGGGUAGUACAGGGCAGGAUGGCAUGGUGGGCACGGUGGGCGAGGGGCGUCG
Thermothielavioides terrestris NRRL 8126 is the source of this 2728-nucleotide messenger RNA. RefSeq lists its product as uncharacterized. Gene Ontology annotation, biological process: regulation of DNA-templated transcription; DNA-templated transcription. Gene Ontology annotation, molecular function: zinc ion binding; DNA-binding transcription factor activity, RNA polymerase II-specific; DNA binding. The record is from RefSeq and is a predicted model, not a curated record. The transcript is spliced from 8 exons. The coding region runs from base 367 to 2565 and encodes 732 amino acids. NCBI's taxonomy places the organism in Eukaryota, Fungi, Ascomycota, Sordariomycetes, Sordariales, Chaetomiaceae.